AGAAAGAAUGUUUCGCGAGUCUUUGUGUCAAGGUUCACGAGGAGUGGGUGACCUUGAAAUUGCGCUCGUUGUGGCUGUGAUCGCUGUGAUCGCUGCGCUCCGGACGCUCACCCUGCACUCGGGUUUGGCUCUUCGAGAGACUACUGCGUCACAUAUCUGUCACAUUUGCUCGAAGUAAUAAGCAGCUUACGUAUGCACUUGCAUUGCUACUUUACUCGGAUGCAUUAAGUCAGGCGGUGGUUGGGAAUGUGUUGUAAGAGUUGCUCUUUGGCCAAGGACGGGUGCUGGAA
Messenger RNA from Tilletiaria anomala UBC 951, 290 nucleotides. RefSeq lists its product as uncharacterized. The record is from RefSeq and is a predicted model, not a curated record. The coding region runs from base 8 to 178 and encodes 56 amino acids. NCBI's taxonomy places the organism in Eukaryota, Fungi, Basidiomycota, Exobasidiomycetes, Georgefischeriales, Tilletiariaceae. The transcript has a single exon.